Messenger RNA from Peromyscus maniculatus bairdii (prairie deer mouse), 1544 nucleotides. It is a transcript of the gene Nsmce3, whose product is annotated as NSE3 component of SMC5/6 complex. Gene Ontology annotation, cellular component: nucleus. Lineage: Eukaryota; Metazoa; Chordata; Mammalia; Rodentia; Cricetidae. Gene Ontology annotation, biological process: negative regulation of transcription by RNA polymerase II. The record is from RefSeq and is a predicted model, not a curated record.
GCAGGCGACGUGACGUCACACGCGCGCCGUUCUUCCUUGCGGAUUUUCGCGGGGCGGCUGGGUACAAGGCUUUUGGCCGUUACUGCGAGUUGGACACGGCCCGCUCUCCGAGGCCCGGUGACAUGCUGCAGAAGCCGAGGGGCCGCGGCCGGCCCAGCACCCAGGUCGAUAGGGAGCGGGAGUGGGGAGGCGCCGGCGAGGAGGCGCCCAGCACGUCCCGCGGCACGGGCGGCACGGGCAGCGCGUCCCAGGGCUCCCGCGCCUCCCUGUCGGCCCCCGCCGUGGGGCCGCGCACCCAGAAGCAACUGGAGCUGAAGGUGGCCGAGCUGGUGCAGUUCUUGCUGAUCAAGGACCAGAAGAAGAUUCCCAUCAAGCGCACCGACAUCCUGAAGCACGUGGUGGGCGACUACCGGGACGUGUACCCCAACCUGCUGAGGCUGGCCGCCGAGCGCCUGCAGUACGUGUUCGGGUACAAGCUGGUGGAGCUGGAGCCCAAGAGCCACACCUACAUCCUUAUCAACAUGCUGGAGCCCGUGGAGGAGGACGCGGAAGUGAGAGGCGAUCAGGGCACACCCACCACCGGCCUGCUCAUGAUAGUCCUGGGGCUCAUCUUCAUGAAAGGCAACACCAUCACCGAGACUGAGGUCUGGGACUUCCUGCGACGGCUCGGGGUGUACCCCACUAAGAAGCAUUUAAUUUUCGGUGACCCAAAGAAACUCAUUACUGAAGACUUUGUGCGGCAGCGCUACCUGGAGUACCGGAGGAUACCCCACACCGAUCCCGUGGACUAUGAGUUACAGUGGGGCCCGCGAACCAACCUGGAAACCAGCAAGAUGAAAGUUCUUAAGUUUGUGGCCAAAGUCCAUAAUCAGGACCCCAAAGACUGGCCUACACAAUACUGCGAGGCCUUGGCGGAUGAGGAGAACAGGGCCAGACCUGCAGCUAGUGGUCCAACCACUUCCUCUUGAACUCUUGAGGUGCAGUCUGAGGAACUCCCGAAAUCCAGGAUAAAAGAACGGGAAAGGGGGAUUGGUGGAAGCUUGAUUCUGCUAGGCAUAAAUAUCUUGUAGCGUUAGGAUGUUGUGCAGGGUUUUGAUGUUUUAUUAUGGUUUGGAGCUUUACUUUUUCAUUGCUAAAGAGAUGGAAGAAAAAAAUGCAUUGUCUAUUGUUUAAAGAGUUAUCCAGCUUUCUAAACAUUGCUGGAAAAUUGUAUGAUGUCAGACAUUUACAAAAGAACACUUAGGUAAAUCGCUUUGAUGCUCUUCCAGAAGAAAAAGAAGCAAGGUAGCCAUUGUCUCUAAAUUACUCUAGUUCACGAGAAAAGAAAAGUCUGUUUAAAAUUGAAAAUAGAAGUACAAUUGUUUUAGCUUCAUGUCAACACAACUUUAAAAAUGCAUAUUCUGUAUGGGUAUGAGCACUGUGUGGUUCCAAACAAUCUAUAUGAUGUGUUCUCUGACAUUUUUAUAUUCACAGUUAUUACUGUUACCCUAUGAAUACCAUUUACGUUUUUUUCUAUUUAUAAUAAAUACUGUGCUUUUGAGUCA